This is a messenger RNA of Phalaenopsis equestris, 672 nucleotides long. Its product is annotated as non-symbiotic hemoglobin 2-like. The coding region runs from base 113 to 571 and encodes 152 amino acids. The transcript has 4 exons. The record is from RefSeq and is a predicted model, not a curated record. Lineage: Eukaryota; Viridiplantae; Streptophyta; Magnoliopsida; Asparagales; Orchidaceae. Gene Ontology annotation, molecular function: heme binding; oxygen binding.
GAAUAUUUGUGUUCAUCCUUAAAAUCAGUUCAACGAUACCAAUAACCGAUAAAGAUAACAACUUUGAGGCUAACAGGACCCUGAAACUCCGCCCCGCUUUUUCUGGCUAGCUAUGGAUCUGUGCGAGAAGCAAAAAACCCUAGUCAUGCAUUCCUGGGAGCUAAUGCGGCCAAACCUUGGAAACCUCAGCGUCCGAUUCUUCACAGAGGUUCUGGACAACAUCCCCGAAGCGAGAGACAUGUUCUACUUUCUCAAAGACUAUAAGGAUUCCCCUCACAACAAUCAGAAGCUGAAGACUCAUGCUCUUGUUGUCUUCAAGCUGACAUGCAAUUCAGCAGUUCGGUUUCAAGAGAAGGGUGAUAUUGCCCUCUCUGAGGAUGCCCUAAAGAAGCUAGGAUCCAUUCAUUUGAAGAAAAAUGUAAAGGAUUCUCACUUUGAGGUGAUGAAGGGGGCUCUACUGAAGAUUGUCCAUGAGGGAGUCGGUGAGCAAUGGAGCGAUGAAUUGGGCAAGGCAUGGGGAGUUGCUUAUGACAGACUGGCAGAAGCUAUCAAGAUUAAGAUGAAUGAAUAGAAGAGGAUUUGAGCUCUUGUAGUGUUUUUCAAAUGAAGGAAACCAUGUGUCACUAGUUUGUCUGUAAGUACGAUUUAAUCAAGGCAAGUUGUUGUUUUAUA